Gracilinanus agilis (Agile Gracile Mouse Opossum) is the source of this 1296-nucleotide messenger RNA. It is a transcript of the gene FBXO8, whose product is annotated as F-box protein 8. Gene Ontology annotation, molecular function: guanyl-nucleotide exchange factor activity; protein binding. NCBI's taxonomy places the organism in Eukaryota, Metazoa, Chordata, Mammalia, Didelphimorphia, Didelphidae. The record is from RefSeq and is a predicted model, not a curated record. Gene Ontology annotation, biological process: regulation of ARF protein signal transduction.
GCUCGCAGAUGGGUCAAGGGCUGUGGAGAGUGGCUAGAAACCAGCAACUUCAACAGGAAAGCUAUAGUGAGCAAGGUUACCUCACUAGAGAGCAGAGUAGGAGGAUGACUGCUGGUGGUAUUUCUAACGCAAACCAUCGCAAACAGGCCCAAGGAGGCAUUGACAUAUAUCAUCUUUUGAAAACAAGGAAAUCUAAAGAACAGGAAGGAUUCAUUAAUUUGGAAAUGCUGCCUCCUGAACUAAGUUUUACCAUUUUGUCAUACCUGAAUGCAACUGAUCUCUGCCUGGCUUCAUGUGUUUGGCAGGACCUUGCUAAUGAUGAGCUUCUCUGGCAAGGGUUGUGCAAAUCCACUUGGGGUCACUGUUCCAUAUACAAUAAGAACCCACCUCUAGGCUUUUCCUUUCGAAGACUGUAUAUGCAGCUGGAUGAAGGCAGCCUCACCUUUAAUGCCAAUCCAGAUGAGGGAACAAGAUUCUCCAAAGGACACCCACCGUUCAUGUCUUGGAAGGGUAACCAAACUCCACAGCAACAGCUCCAGAGCUGGCGGUGGCUCACGGGGUGGGGGAGAGCAUCUACACACUUUGUGGGAGUGAACUACUUUAUGUCCAAGGGCAUCCUCGAUGAUUCACCAAAGGAAAUAGCAAAGUUCAUCUUUUGUACAAGGACACUAAACUGGAAGAAGCUGAGAAUCUAUCUUGAUGAAAGCUUGUCAGUAAUUUCUGACACUUCUUUUUUCUCUUUAGAUGCUGUCUAUGUACUGUGCUACUCUUUGAUCCUGCUUUCCAUUGACCUUACUAGUCCUCAUGUGAAGAACAAAAUGUCAAAAAGAGAAUUUAUCCGAAACACCCGACGUGCUGCUCAGAACAUUAGUGAAGAUUUUGUAGGGCACCUUUAUGACAACAUCUACCUUAUUGGCCAUGUGGCUGCAUAAAAGCACAACUGUUAGGACUUCAGAUUUGAAGGUGAAAACAACUAAAGCUACCCAAGAAAUUAUUUUGUAGAUAGGGGGUUACACUAGUGCUGGUCAUUCUAACCUCUGCAUUCAAUCAAGUGUGUGUAUAUUGCCUUUUUUUUUAGUAAUUUACCAUGGGAACAAAGGAUUUUGCAGAAAUUUUUCUUAAUUUUCCUUAUCAUGUUUUGCACAAAGCAGAGCCAUUAGUCUGACACAACCAUUUAAGAAUGUUUAAACUGACAUUACACUAAAAAGUGGUAAAUUUGUGCAUUUGAUUUGCUUCAAAAAUCUUAACCAGUUCCAUCCUUUUAUAAAAUGCCAUAUAAUGUGUACAUACUUAACU